Molecule: messenger RNA, 1468 nt
Organism: Cottoperca gobio
Lineage: Eukaryota; Metazoa; Chordata; Actinopteri; Perciformes; Bovichtidae
Product: dual specificity protein phosphatase 18-like
Exons: 1
Coding region: 125-673 (182 amino acids)
Biological process (GO): peptidyl-tyrosine dephosphorylation
Cellular component (GO): cytoplasm
Molecular function (GO): MAP kinase tyrosine/serine/threonine phosphatase activity; protein tyrosine phosphatase activity
Source: RefSeq, a predicted model, not a curated record
GGGGCGACAGCGUGUGCAUCACACAGAUUUUGCUUCCUGGGUUGCCUUAACCGUGUUACUUGCAGCCUGCAACAUUGUAGUAUAACAGCUUAGCUUAGUCGCAGCGGUAAAUUUAACGUCGUAUAUGCAUCAGUCGGGUCUUGCAGGUCUGUCAGGCCUGUGCCGAGUCACCGACCAUCUUUAUCUCAGUAAUGGCAGAGCGGCUAAUGAUUCCUCCCAGGUGACUCGGUGCAAGAUAACGUGCAUCGUGAACGUUACUGAGACCAAGAGCCGCUGUCCUCUUCAUCGCGGGGUGGAGUACAUCCACAUCCCUCUGUCCGACUCCCCGGCGUCUCAUCUCAGCGAGCACUUUGACGAGGUGGCGGAUAAAAUACAGGUGACUGCAGAGCACGGUGGCUGCACAUUGGUGCACUGCAACGCCGGUGUGAGCCGCUCCGCCUCCCUGUGCAUCGCCUACCUGAUGAAGCACCGCGGUGACACUCUGCUGGAGGCCCACAGCUGGGUGAGGACCUGUCGACCCGUGGUGAGGCCGAAUAAUGGCUUCUGGAAACAGCUCAUCCGCUAUGAGAUGGAGCUUCGUGGGUGCACCUCUGUCCGAAUGGUCUGCUCCUCCAUGGGAGAGGUACCAGACAUUUAUGAAGAGGAGGCCAGAAACAUGAUGCCAAUGAGAUGAAACCACUGCGCUGCUUUGUUGGGACAUUACUUAACACUAAAAGAAUGUAUGGGCAUUAAUAUUCUGUAUUGUGUGUUGCAUAUACAAUGAAACUGCGGUUUAGUCCUACAUAAAGGCUUAAUGUACUCGCUGAUAAGUUAUUAUGGGCUCCAAUACAUUCCGAAGGAAAAUGUUGUACUAUUUACUCCUUUAGUUAUCUGACAGCUACUAGUUUAUGAUAAAGAUUAUACAUAAAAAUGACAAAAGAAGCAGUGUUUCAGAGUAAAACUAUCCAAUAUUUAACAAAAAAAGAAUUUGAGUUGUUUAUUCUUAUUUUCGUUUUAACUGAGGACCCCUUAGAUUUAUUUUGUGACCCUUUGGAGGUGUCCUGACCCCUAGGUUGGGAACCCCUGGACUAAACUACCUCAGCUAUAACAGUAAAAUUAUACUUUAGCGUUGUUGCAUUAGUAUAAAAUAGUAUUAUCUAUAAAAAUAAAUAUGAAUUUCCUAUAUAGAUCAGCCACGGUUGCCAUUCAGAAAUCCGACUCAUUUGAGGCUUGAUAGUACAAAAAGCGUUUAUUUUAGAAUCAAUACUCAUCUCAAUUGGUUCAGCAGACACACACGUGUGCAAUGAAACACUUAAAUGACAACAAGAUGUUUUUAUUUUUUUAUAUGGACAGCAACUCUUAACACAAACUGUAAUAAAUAUCUAAUAAUUCAGCUAAUAUGUAAAUAAAUAAAAAAAAACAUGCUAGUUUCAUGCUAACUGCUAGACUGUAUCAGAUAAUGACUCAAUGACGCUUUUAAACUAAUUCU